Molecule: messenger RNA, 3162 nt
Organism: Acanthamoeba castellanii str. Neff
Lineage: Eukaryota; Discosea; Longamoebia; Acanthamoebidae
Product: PH domain containing protein
Exons: 23
Coding region: 1-3162 (1053 amino acids)
Biological process (GO): regulation of GTPase activity
Molecular function (GO): protein binding
Source: RefSeq, a predicted model, not a curated record
AUGGAGCGGCGCGCGGUACACGCUGUGGUGCUCAAUGACUUCACCUACGCGGAGAACAAAGAAAAUAUCACCCUCACCAAGGAUGACGUUGUCGACGUGCUCUCGCGGCCUGGGCCGUGCGACGGGCCGGACCCGAGUCUCAUGUUCAAGUUCAAGUCUCGUGUGGGCUACAUACCAUCAUCUUACCUAUCAGGCCAAGUCCGUCUUCCGCCAGGCGGACGACUCGGCCGCAUUGUGAGAUGUCAGACACAAGAGGAAAGCACCGGAAGGGACGACAUUCUCCACGUACAGGCGGACGACAUCAUCGUCAUGUCCAAGAUUCCGCCCGCAGAGGACUGGUGGCUGGGUGAGAUCAUUCAUUCCAAGAAUCACCCAGAGAAUUUUAGCCUUAAAGGGGCCUUUCGGCCCAAGGUGGUGAAGAUCCUCGCCGUUCACCCGCACACGACCGUCGAGCAUGCGCCCCUGUCCUCCUCUCAGGGGACCGCGGGUGGUGGCUUGAUGGGCUCCAAUGCACUCUCGCCCCGUGGCCACCUCCAAAAGCAGCCCUUGCCGUCGGCCUCCUCUCCUCCCCUCGCUGAUUCCAUGUUCUCAGUAGCCGCCGUUGAUGACAACCACAUCGUCGUGCUUCAAGAGGAACUCUUACAGUAUCUCCUAGCGAAGGAUAUGCUGCUAUUCUCCUGGUUGUGCGAGGUCGUCGACGGCGCUCACACCGCACCGCUCGCGCAAGCGGUAGUUCACCUCUUCAAGAUGAACGGCUUCAUUCCGCAGCUGAUCAACACAGUCAUUGAAAUCGAAGUAAAGCGAACACAUCAACCAUCAACAUUUUUCCGAGACAACACGUUGACGUCGCACGUCGUGUCAACGUACAGCCACGACAUCGGGAAAGACUACAUUCUCUUAGUACUCAAGGGGCUCAUUCGGUCGACCGCCAGUUACUCGGCGGAGACUCUCGAGAUCAACCCACACAUGAUCAACCUGUCCGUCACGACGCUGGAAGAAAACAUCUCCAAGCUGAGCAGUGUUAUUCAGUUGUAUCUCGAUGUCAUCACGGCCUCUGCCGCUCAUCCUCCCCCUGUGCUCACCAAGUUCCCCGAGAGCAAGUACUCGGCGAUCGGCGGGUUCUUCUUCCUUCGCUUCCUGUGCCCCGCCAUCGUCAGCCCCGAAAGCUAUGGCCUUGUGGACAGCGGUGCGGCAACGCUCACCGGCGCUAACAGGCGCCCGCUGAUACUCGUUUCCAAGGUGCUGCAAUCGAUAGCCAACGGAGUGCAGUUCGGCAAGAAGGAGCCGUACAUGAUCCCAAUGAACGAGCUGAUGCAGGUCAACAUCGCGAAAGUGCACAACUUCUUCGACGACCUCGCGGACAUCGCCGGGCUGGAGGACCAGUUCGUGAUGGGCAAUCUGGGCCAGAGGGAACUCACCUUCCGGCCGGACCAGCUCGCCAAGGUGCACGCCGAACUCCAUUUACGGUUUGGGGUCAUCAAGGCCCAUGUGCUGGAAACGGUGGAGCAGUCUACGGAAUCGGGGAAGCACAAGGUGGGCAUGCUCGAUGCGCUAGAGAAGCUAUUGAGCAAGCUGGGCCUCCCCAAGCCGGUGGAGGUGGAGACCGUGGCGGAGGAAGAGGUGACCAGCCCCAACCUAAGGCCUCCCCCGGUUCAUCUGCCCCAACAGAAGAAGACGUUCUUCAGGACCUCCUCUCGAGACUCCAGUUCGCUGCGCCGGAAGGAAAAGGUGGAGUUGGAGAAAGGCCGAUCGAAAAACAGCAUCACGGAAGAAGCCGGAAAGGCGCCGGCCUCGCCGAAGCUGCCGCCCAAGCGAAACACCCCGCUCACUGAUGACGAGGUGCCAGUGUCGCACCCUGCGUCCACACACGCGGGCUGGAUGCUGCUGAAGGGCAACCCUCAGAACACGCUCAAGCUCCGAAAUAAGUGGAAACGAUUCUACUUCCUCCUCGUGGAAUGGGAGCUGCACUAUUACAAGCCGGGAGACACAGUCAAGAAAAUGGGGACCAUCGACAUCAGCACGGCCACCGUCUCACAGAAUCUGGCGGCGCUCUGGGCUCCGCCCUCGAUUCCCAAGGCGCCCAACAAACCCGGGCAGUUCCAGUUCGAGCUGGCCUUCCCGGACAGGCCCGUCCUGCAUUUUUCCCUGACCCCGUCCGCCUCGCAGCUGGAUCUUGAAAGGUGGAUGGACGCCAUCAACAAAGCCAAGGACAGUGCAGUAGGUCGGCUGCCGCCGGUGCUCUCUCCACGGGGCGUGCUACCGUCGGGUGCCAAUUCCAUAACCCCUCCUCCAUUGACCCUGUCCCUCUUCAACCUUCAAACAAGCAACGAAUUCCAGCCAGAUGUUGACUGCGACCCAACUACCACCGCACAACAGCAGCACUUGUCGGAGAUCGAGCGGACGCUCAGCCCAGUGGGCAGCCCGCGCAGUGCGGGCUAUUUCAACUUCAACACCUUCAACACCUUCCACACCAGCGGCCCCGACGAACCGGAGACCGAGACCGGAGGCGGCAGCGCCAUCGUGGGGCGUGUGAGGAUCGCGCACAGUCCCUCGAUGCGCGUCGGAGGAUCCACGCCCGCGGCCGAGACCGUCGAGCAGCGGAAGAAGGCCAAGACCGCCAGCUGGGGCAAGAUGGAGAUGUUCGAGCGGCUCAUCAAGGGCGCCGAUGACAAGAUGCAGCAGCAGCAGCAGCAACAUCAGCAGCGAGAGCGGAUCGCACGCCGAGAGAGCGAAAAGGUAAGAACAACCACACCGGCAGCGCCAGCAGCGCCGGCAGCACCGUCAACGUCGCCGGCGAGAGCGCAGCUCAAGUGGCGCGCGGCCGCGGUCAAGCCGCCGCCGCCGCCAUCGCCCACCACCCCGCCCAAGCUGUCCAACAGCGCCAACAUCGCCAACAACACCAGCCCGCCGAGCGGCGGCACGAGCCGGAUCGGGCUGAUGCCGGCCCGACCUGACGAAGGCGACUAUGCGUCCAUCGUGCGAAUGCUUUCGAAGUUGACGCAGAGCGUGGAGAGACGGUUAGACGUGGACAGGGCGCUGCUGGGGCGACGCAACAGCGACGGGUCGCUGACCGCGGGCGCGGGCGAAGCGAGGGAGAUCCUCGAGAGCAGGCUGUCGGCGCUCACCGCGGCCUUGGCCACGCUCAAGACCAUCAAGUUGUAG